Messenger RNA from Temnothorax curvispinosus, 1478 nucleotides. RefSeq names its product protein cbp-1-like. Lineage: Eukaryota; Metazoa; Arthropoda; Insecta; Hymenoptera; Formicidae. Gene Ontology annotation, biological process: positive regulation of transcription by RNA polymerase II. The record is from RefSeq and is a predicted model, not a curated record. Gene Ontology annotation, molecular function: transcription coactivator activity; histone acetyltransferase activity; chromatin DNA binding. Gene Ontology annotation, cellular component: transcription regulator complex; histone acetyltransferase complex. The coding region runs from base 145 to 1401 and encodes 418 amino acids. The transcript is spliced from 6 exons.
GUUUAUUCGCUCCAUGCUCCAUGUUCGCUCGCUCUGCUCGCUUAUAUCUCAUAACCACAUAUAACCUCAAAUUCAAACACGGGAGCACGGAGUAAGUUAUGCUGUCAAACUGAAUCAAAGGGCAUAGGAACGAAUACGAGUCCCAUGCAAGCGAGAGGCACCGCCAGCAGAUUUGUCUGCACUGCUGAUUCAAUUGGUACUAAGAACAUUAUGGAUAGUCAAGAAGGUGAAGCAGCAGCACAACAGGCACAACUCUCAGCACCAAGUCCGGCUCAAUCUCAAUUGAGUACGCCGACCGGAGGACAGCCAGGUCCGCAGCAAGCUACGCAAGGACAAAUGGCUAAUACUGGUACUUCAACAGGCGCGAAAUCGACAAUUGAUCCAGAGGAAUGUAGAUUCGUCCAGCAAUUGUUGAUGCUGCUUUUGCAUGCAGAUAAAUGUCAACGACGCGAAAGCCAAGCAAACGUCGAGAUGAGACAAUGUACCUUGCCGGACUGCAAAACUAUGAAAAAUAUUCUAAAUCACAUGACGAAUUGUCAAGCCGGAAAGAAUUGCACCGUGCCUCAAUGUAGAAUAUAUAGGCGGAUCAUCAGUCAUUGGAAGCAUUGUAAACGAAGUGAUUGUCCGAUUUGCUUGCCGAUAAAACAAGCACAGAACGGGACAAUUUCUGCGCAAGAACCCGCAAUUCAACCAAAUAAUCAGCCAAAUCCAAGCUCAUCCAAAAUGAGAUGGGCUUAUGAUGCUUUAGGAAUUCAGUGUCCGACAACAACACCGGGGCUUUUACCCGGUCAAGACAUUGGUAGGGGCGUUAGAAUGCCAGCUCCCGGCAUGAUGGGCGGUCCUCCAGGGGCAUUGGGCAACGUUGGAUUAGCGCAAUCUCAGACACAGACGUCAUGUGUUUUAGUUGCACCAGGACAAUCCGUAGCCUUUGCCGGACAACAAGUAGUCACGCCGAACGUAUCUUUUCCUUUGAAUUCCGAUCCUAGUAUAGUAGGGGUAGCUGGCAAUCAGACGGUAUCAACGACCGGACCUACAGCCACUGACGCAGCGGCCGCUGUCGGUAUACAGGUUAUUCCAAAUGGAUUACAGGAUCUACAGUUUCCAGGCGGUCUUCAAUCCAGUCAAGUCACAGCGAUACCGGUGCAAGGAACAAAGGAGUGGCAUCUGUCCGUCACUCCAGAUAUCAGGAACCAUCAUGUUCAUCAAUUGAUUCAAGCAAUAUUCCCGAAUCCCGAUUCACAAUCUAUGGUUCAUAAAAGAAUACACAACUUGGUCGUCGCGUUCGUGAGGAAGGUGGAAAGUGACAUGUACUUUAAGGCUAACUCCCGGUCGGAAUAUUAUCAAUAUUAUCAUCUGCAGGUCGGGAAAAUCUACAAGUUUCAAAAGGAAGUUGGUACGUAGUUACAACGACAUCGAAAGAUUCAUUAAAGUCACAUUCUUGUAAUCAAUUCUCAAAUCUGUCAUUAUUAAUAUUACUU